Molecule: messenger RNA, 2328 nt
Organism: Equus caballus (horse)
Lineage: Eukaryota; Metazoa; Chordata; Mammalia; Perissodactyla; Equidae
Source: RefSeq, a predicted model, not a curated record
UGGCCCGCGCCUACGCCCGCACCAUGCGCGCUGCGCCGCUCCCGCUGCCGCUCCAGCUGCCACUGCCGCUGCCGCUGCUGCUGCUGCUCGCGCUCCUGGCCGCGCCCGGCGCCCGGGCCAGCAGAGCCGAGUCCGCCGCGCCGCCGCAGCCCGGCCCGGGGCCCGGGAACGCCACCUGGACGGCGGGCGGCGGCGGCAGUAGCUCCAACAGCAGCGGUGACACCCUGGUGACCCGCAUCUCCAGCCUACUCCGCGACCUGCCCACCCUGAAGGCGGCUGUGAUCGUGGCGUGCGCCUUCACCGCGCUGCUCAUCGCCUGCCUGCUGUUGCGCGUCUUCAGGUCGGGAAGGAGGCUGAAGAAGACCCGCAAGUAUGACAUUAUCACCACUCCAGCCGAGCGGGUGGAGAUGGCGCCGCUGAACGAAGAGGAUGACGAGGAUGAGGACUCCACAGUAUUCGACAUCAAAUACAGGUAAAACCUGUUUUCCAGUGUGUCGGCAUCCUGUGGAAGGUUGGUCACCUGAAGUCUGGGAUGUGAAGGAUCUGAAGCUGUCUCAUCUGAGGUGUUGAAACCAAAACACACAUUAUUUAUGACACUCUGGCACAGUUGUGUGUGUCGAACGUCCGCUCAGCAUGCCACCGCAGGAGUCACCUCUGCCAUGCUCUGGAUGCCCCUUUAGAAUGUCACCCUUUCUCCCUCCUGAAGAGGGCUUUGCCCUGCUCAGGGGCAAAGGGUAGAAACGUUGAUUUUAAAAAUAAUUUUAAAGCAACUAUUGACAAAAGUAAAAGAGAUCAGAAGUUACCAAGAACCUAAACAAAGCCUGAAGGAUAUUCAGCUGUAUAUUUAGGAUUUCUCCUGGAUCUAUGACCUUCUAGAUGUCUGACCCUUGGGUGGUCUUUGGGGCUUGGGCAAGUUCCGGCCUUGGGUUGGUGAUGACCGUGUGGAAGCUCAAAGUCACAGUGCUCAGAGCUGUGCAGCCCUGGCAGAAGUACACACCUGUCUGUGGCUCCUUCUCUUUCUUUUCUUUUUUUUUUUUAAGGGUUCAGCAAAAUCAGGCAUGGCUAGUUCACAAAGAAUUCUGAAUAUCAGGGAAAAACCUACACCUGUGUGCGUGUGUGUGCAUGUGUGUGUGCAUAGAUGAGUGUGUGCAUAUACAUUUGAAAUAAUUCCUUCUUCUCUGAAGGGAAAAGGCAGCACGAGGCAGCCUUUGGUUAGUAACAGCCUUGUGUGUUUCUCUGCCCUGUCACGGUUCUAUGUUGAUGGUCUUAGAAAUGUAAUUUGAAACAAUCACUGUGGUGAUUUAAGCAGAUGGCGGUUUGGUUGACUGGAAGAGUACAGUCAGGGACUAUAUUUGAUGUUGGUCUGGGCCAGACUGGACUAGAAACCCACCUGGACCAGCAGGUUACUGCAGGGGGCCCCUCCCGCAGGGGUCAGUGUGGGGGGGUCCCGGGGGGUGGCUGAUCCCAGAGCUCCUGUGCCAGGACGUCUGCUGGCUCCUGGGGGCAGGGCCUUGGGCUGACUUCUCAGGCUGAUCGAGGUCUCCCGUUUCUCUCUUUCCCUGGGGUUGAGGUUAUUUGCUGCAACUAGGAUGCUUCUGCUAAAGUCUGCUAGCAGUGCCUUUGGGGUCCUGGGACUCUGUUCUCUCUGGAAAGGUGUUUUUUUUUAAUCUACUCUUUUGUUUUCUAGCAUUCUGCAGGGUUUGUGUACUUGCCUGUUUACUGUCUGCUCUGUUGCUUUGGAUGAAAACUCCAGCCUUUCCCGACUCCCCCUGGUUUCAGAUUCUUCAGUUUUCUGAGAAGGGGCUGCCGGUGCUGCAGGGUCCUCUGGCUCCCCAGGCCCCUGGGCACGGGGUUCUGCAGCCCUGGCCUGUUAGGAAGGCACGCUGGCCUGUGCCGGAAGGAGACGGCCGCUUGGGAAGGCCACUCUGAGAAGAGCGCGGUAUGGACGCACACGUUGCCCUUGGCUCCCUUGAUUGCACUGGUUUUGUUGACUUUCCUUCUCCAUUUCUCUGCCCUAUUUGUUGGAAGGGUGGGCCUGCCUUAUCUCUCCCCUCCACAGUGUACUCAUGGGCCCCAGCGGUGACUAAACGCGACUGGCCACCGAGCAGCUGGGCGCCCUCUGAACCCUCCAACUGGAACUGACGACUGCAGCUGAACCAUCUACGGAAAAGCUGGAAUUUUCUGCCUUAUGCAUAAACGCCAGACUCCAGGGCAGCGGCUGCCAGGGGCUCACCACUGGGCCUGGCAGAAGCAGCUGCCCAGAAUGACCUUCCAAAUUCUGGAGCUUCAGCCCUGCAGGCUCUUAAAUAAAAACCCUUUCGGCGUGAA